GACACACGGCUUUGGGUUUUUUGGAUUGAGCUGUAUUUUGAUUGGAAAGCCAUCGUUUCUCUCGCGUUUCGAUAAUCCACAGGGGACCAAUAAUGAGGCCAAACAGUCAAGCUCUCAAACACAGAUCCUUACACGAAACAGAGAGGGAAUUUGGAGGAACCCUUGGUGCCGUAUGCAUACCCGUCCUUCUCCCGCUGACGGUGCUGUUCCUGAUCAGUGUGAGCCGAUCCCCUGGGGCCAGCUUGCUCCAGUGGCCCCCUGCCGUCCCCUCCACUGACCAGCUAUGGGACCCUGUGGCCCCCGUUCUUCUGCUGGGCUGGAUUGCUCUGCAUGGCCUCCUCUACGCGAUGCCGCUAGGAAAGGUGUCGCAAGGAUUAGCGCUGAGGGAUGGAACGCGCCUCAAGUAUCCCAUAAAUGGUUUUCAUGGCCUGUGCGUCAGCGGCGUGUUGCUGAUGUUAUUACUGGCGCUCGGGGCUCCGCUGGGGUCUCUGUUUGAGCUGCUGUUGCCUCUAGCAGUGUGUGCAAUAGCGCUGUCAUUCCUGUUCUCCAUCUACCUCUACAUCCGCUCCUUUUGGGUUCCGUCUCAUGCUCUUGCUUUGGGGGGAAACACAGGAAAUCCCCUCUAUGACUUCUUCAUCGGACGGGAGCUGAACCCCCGGAUUGGAAACUUUGACUUUAAAUAUUUCUGUGAGCUCAGACCGGGUCUGAUUGGCUGGGUGGUCAUUAACCUUGGCAUGAUGAUGAAAGAGGUGGAGCUUCGCGGUUCCCCCUCACUCGCCAUGAUGCUGGUCAACAGUUUCCAGCUGCUGUAUGUGGCAGAUGCUCUGUGGAAUGAGGAGGCUGUUCUGACAACCAUGGACAUUGUGCAUGAUGGUUUUGGCUUCAUGUUGGUCUUCGGCGACCUGGCCUGGGUUCCCUUCACAUACGGCCUGCAGGCCUCCUUCCUUGUUGAGCACCCGCAGGCGCUUAGUUCCCUCGGAUCACUAACCAUUAUAGCACUGAAUGGUAUUGGAUAUUAUAUUUUCAGAAAAUCCAACUCACAGAAGAACCAGUUCAGACGAGACCCCACACAUCCAAGUGUUGCAAGUCAGUCAUCUUUCAAGACUGUGGCCCUUUUCAAGCUGGUGUUUUCUGAAUCAAGACAAAUACUCCCACAUUGCACUCUUUCACGACUGGAGACCAUCGCCACAGCAACAGGGAAACGUCUGCUGGUGUCUGGCUGGUGGGGGCUCGUCCGACAUCCCAAUUACCUCGGUGACCUCCUCAUGGCUCUGGCAUGGUCCCUGCCAUGUGGAUUCUCCCAUCUUCUGCCUUACUUCUAUGUGAUAUAUUUCACUGUGUUGCUGAUUCACCGAGAGGACCGCGAUGAGAGACAGUGCAGAGCCAAAUACGGACUCGCUUGGGACACCUACUGUCGCCGUGUCCCCUACAGGAUCUUCCCUUAUAUCUACUGAACAGGAAAGCAAACAGGGGGAAUGGGACCAAAACUACCCAUCACACAUUCCGCAAUAACUUGAAAUAAGAAUAUUCUUUUCCACUUCUGCAGACCACAAUAUAUUACACAGUUCAGUUACUGGGUAUCUGCAGGGAUUUCGUAAUUUAAAAAACGGCUUUGCUUUAAAACCUCAGAGGAAACUGAUAUUUGUGUAUCAGUCUGCAUUCACUGGACUUUGGUUCAGCUUAAGCAGAGUCUUAUGAGUACAUUCACCUCAAAUAUUGUGAUAAACUUGAGAAAAUCUUCAAUCCAGAAAAAGAAAAUACAUUUCCCUGUACACAGUAGAACCUAUUUUAAUGGAUAAGAAUGGGUCAAAGAAUAUUACCAUGGCCGUUUGUUGUUUUUGUGUGUAUGGGGGAAAUACGUUGAACAAAUAAAAAUAAGAAACAAACACUUGAUCAUGUAUCGUAAUUGCCCAUAUUAGAGUCUCUGACCAAACACAAAAAAUAUUGUGUUAAUAUUAGGGCCGGGACUUUAGCACGUUAAUUAGGAUUAAUUAAUUACAAUGUGAAUUAAGAUUAAUUAAUUACACAAAAAAUAACACAUUAAACUUUUUUUACGCAUUUUUACACUUUUCUUUUGCACCGCGGAACGUUUCUCAGUGGAUGAGUUUCGGAGGACCGAUUAUACUGGAGCACCAACUAGCGUUCAUGACUUCAGACAACAACAAACCACAGUGAACAUGAACGAAGAAGCUGAAGAGACUGUGUCGGUUGGCCCCGUGAAUGGGAAAUCUUAUUAUAAUAAACACACGGAUGGAAGCGUCGAUAAGAGCGUGGUUGUGUGCAAGCUGUGCAACAAGGAAUUCACAUCGAGCCUCAAGUAUCACCUCAACGCAAAACAAUUAGCAGCUAGCGUGGACGUACGAGGACCCACACCCAACCCACACUGCACCAGAUGACUGGUUUAAGGACCAGGGUAACUAAGUCCACGUCUGAAAAAAUAACCAAUGUUCUGAAUGUACUUGAAAGUAUUGGUCUACUUAAAAAAACAUAGUUUACAGGUCUACUUACCUAUAGGCUACCUGAAUUUCUGAAAGUACUAUAUUUCUAAAUAUGCUAUUGCUACACUUGUCUGCUGGAAUUGGUUGAACAAAAAUAAAAAUCCAUGUGAAAAAAA
Molecule: messenger RNA, 2614 nt
Organism: Pungitius pungitius (ninespine stickleback)
Lineage: Eukaryota; Metazoa; Chordata; Actinopteri; Perciformes; Gasterosteidae
Gene: tm7sf2
Product: transmembrane 7 superfamily member 2
Exons: 11
Coding region: 93-1454 (453 amino acids)
Biological process (GO): cholesterol biosynthetic process
Cellular component (GO): endoplasmic reticulum membrane; nuclear inner membrane
Molecular function (GO): Delta14-sterol reductase activity
Source: RefSeq, a predicted model, not a curated record